This is a messenger RNA of Epinephelus moara (kelp grouper), 2341 nucleotides long. RefSeq names its product gamma-aminobutyric acid type A receptor subunit alpha5 (gene gabra5). Gene Ontology annotation, biological process: synaptic transmission, GABAergic; regulation of postsynaptic membrane potential; gamma-aminobutyric acid signaling pathway. The record is from RefSeq and is a predicted model, not a curated record. Gene Ontology annotation, cellular component: dendrite membrane; neuron projection; postsynapse. The transcript is spliced from 11 exons. The coding region runs from base 748 to 2127 and encodes 459 amino acids. Gene Ontology annotation, molecular function: GABA-A receptor activity; GABA-gated chloride ion channel activity; transmitter-gated monoatomic ion channel activity involved in regulation of postsynaptic membrane potential. Lineage: Eukaryota; Metazoa; Chordata; Actinopteri; Perciformes; Serranidae.
CCGGCUCGUUGACGCUGAAAGAGAGAAGACAACAGACAUGGUAACUCUUCUGGAGGACGGACACCCACGUCUGUGUCCGGCUGUAACACCGGACGGACGCUCACCUCUGGUUACAGCACAUCACCGCCAUGAGCAGCAGUGCCAGGAUAUCAAAGAGCCCUGUUCUCCGGGGUCCCCACAUCCCUGUGCGGCGUGUGGAUGGAUGGGUGCCGUCCAGCGUUCAACAAAUGACUGAGUGAAGGAGCCACGGUGCUCACACUGCCUCCUGGAUCAGCAUCUCUCCUCCUCUCCUCCUCCUCCUCUCACUGGCCACAGAUCCUCCCGCUUCUCUGGCCGCACUGCUCGCUCGUCUCUUUAAUUCGCACCAGAGUCUAUUUGCAUUGUACUUCGCCUUUGGAUACACUAUUGGAUUUUCUGCAGAGCUUGCUGUGUGCUCGCGGCUCCUCGGAGACCAAACUAAAGGAUGGUCAGUCAGCACAAGUGUUGGGAAGCCUUUACAUUUUCGCUGCCAACCUUUUAAUCGCUGUGGGGCGAAAUAAAGCUCGCUGACAGUGGAAUUAGUCCACAGCUUUUCUCUCUGUCUCUCCGUGUCUCUCCGUGUCUCUGUCUCCCUCUCCAAUAUGCAGUCACUGUGCGCGGAUGGAGGUGACGUUCUUCAGAAUUGAUGCCAAAUACUAAACAGUGCAAUCUGCGUGUGAGACAUCUGCGGAGCUGGGAGAAGUUUGACUGCGCAUCGUCUUGUGUGGAAUGGGCGAUGGAAUGUGCUACAGCUUUGCAAUGAGACGUCUGUGGGUCUGUGUCUUGCUUGUGAGCAUCACCUGCCGUCUGAGCCUCUCCCAGGAUGUAACUGGAACUCCCAAAGAGGCUGAAAUAAAUGACAACAUUACCAUCUUCACACGCAUCCUGGACGGGCUGCUGGAUGGUUACGACUACAGACUCCGCCCUGGACUGGGAGAGAAGGUGACGGAAAUCAAAACCAACAUCUUCGUCACCAGCUUCGGUCCAGUCUCUGACACUGAGAUGGAGUACACUAUUGACGUGUUCUUCCGUCAAAGCUGGAAAGAUGAGAGACUUUGCUUCAAAGGCCCGAUGGAGAUGCUCCCCCUGAAUAACCUCCUGGCCAGCAACAUCUGGACUCCGGACACCUUCUUCCUCAACGGGAAGAAAUCCAUCGCACACAAUAUGACAACACCCAACAAGCUCCUGCGGCUGAAAGACGACGGCACUCUGCUGUACACCAUGAGACUGACUAUAUCAGCAGAAUGCCCCAUGCAGCUGGAGGACUUCCCCAUGGACGCCCAUGCUUGUCCCCUUAAAUUUGGAAGCUAUGCGUAUCCGGUCUCGGAGGUGGUCUACACGUGGACUAAGGGUGCAGCAAAGUCGGUGGUGGUGGCAGAGGAAGGAUCCCGACUCAACCAGUAUCAUCUGAUUGGUCAGACCGCAGGGACAGAGGACAUCUACACCAGCCGAGGUCAAUACACCGUGAUGAUGGCUCACUUUUACCUAAAGAGGAAGAUCGGCUACUUUGUCAUCCAGACGUACAUGCCUUGCUUCAUGACUGUAAUCCUGUCGCAGGUUUCCUUUUGGCUCAACCGGGAGUCUGUGCCAGCGCGGACCGUCUUUGGUGUGACCACAGUGCUCACUAUGACCACUCUCAGCAUCAGCGCUCGAAACUCGCUGCCUAAAGUGGCUUACGCUACAGCUAUGGACUGGUUCAUCGCAGUGUGCUAUGCCUUUGUCUUCUCCGCCCUCAUUGAGUUUGCCACAGUUAACUACUUCACCAAGAGGAGCUGGGCCUGGGAUGGAAAAAAGGCGAUGGAGGCUCAACAGCCCAAGAAGAAGGACCCUUUGGCUCUGUCUAAAAAGCCAAACAACACCUGCUCGGCCGGUGUGAAUUACACAACCAACCUCACCAAGGACGCAUCCAUCUCUACUAUUUCAAACAGCACGGCUGUUCAGCUCAAACCCUCUGAAUCCAAGGCCCCGGACCCCAAAAAGACUUACAACAGCGUGAGCAAGAUCGACAAGAUGUCCAGAAUAGUGUUCCCGGUGUUGUUUGGGACCUUUAACCUGGUGUACUGGGCUACGUAUCUCAAUAGGGAACCAGUGAUCAAAGGAGCAGUUUAAGCUCUGCGAUCAGGAUCAUUUAUCCUCCUGAUGACCACUUCAGGAUUUCAUCACUGGAACGCAAUCAAAAUCAAUGCCAAGCACUUAGUCCUUGUAUCAUAGAUGUGUUUUUUUAGCUCAUUGGAUCACACUGCAUGUCUGUCGCUUCAGAAAAAUGUUGCCUUGAGUUUGUACAUGUAUAAUACACGAGUUUUCAGUUUAUAUCAUUUUAGAC